This is a messenger RNA of Drosophila sulfurigaster albostrigata, 1121 nucleotides long. RefSeq names its product ras-related protein Rab-5A-like. The transcript is spliced from 4 exons. Gene Ontology annotation, molecular function: GTPase activity; GTP binding. The record is from RefSeq and is a predicted model, not a curated record. Lineage: Eukaryota; Metazoa; Arthropoda; Insecta; Diptera; Drosophilidae. The coding region runs from base 232 to 822 and encodes 196 amino acids.
CGUAUAUAUAUCUCUAUAUAUAUAAGAAUGAAUUACAAUUGUGUUGCAUUUCUUCACUUCAUAUCAAAUCGUGAAUUUUUACACCGCUUUUAGCUAUACAUAGUUUAAUUGUGAUAUACUUAGUUAGUUACUGAGAACAAUGAAGUCUGGAGGUGUUUCUUAUGCGGUGGCUCAGUUUGAAUUAUACGCUUAAAGAGAAGAGACCGUAGCUCCAUUAUAAAAGGGCAGGAGAUGGGCAAAUCGAUGGAAGUGUCUUGGGUGAUGGAUCACUACAGAGUUGUUAUUUUAGGUGCUGCUGAAGUGGGAAAAUCAUCGCUGAUUGCAAAUUACACGCAAGGCAAGGAUCUGAGUUAUAAGGAAACGACACUGAUUUCCUCUUACUAUCCAAUCCAUCCGGAGAAGACGAUAAGAUUAGAUUGUUGGGAAUUGGCUGGAAAUGAGCGCUGGCAUCAAUUGGCCCCCUAUUAUUAUAAGGAUGCUCAGGCAGCGCUCGUUGUGUACGAUGUGCAGGAUCCUCAGAGUCUAUGGACUGCCAAAGAGUGGAUCAAGAAAAUGCAAAAUGAGGUCUCUCGUGAUAUUAUCAUAGCUAUAGUUGGCAAUAAAUCAGAUCUAUGGGAUGCAUCUUGCAUCGAUUCUAUAGAGGUCCAAAAUUAUGCUUUCGAACAUGGUUUUAUAUUCAUUGAGACGUCUGUUAAAACGGGUCAAAAUAUAAAUGAGCUGUUUGCGACAAUAACACAAGAACUGAAGACUAGGAAAACUCCGAUGUGUUACAAACAAGAACAAACAGUAUCAAAGCACAGAUGUAGAUGUGGGUGCAUCUAAAUAGAGGAAUUUUUAACUACAUCGAACAAAACAUAUUUGCUACAUGCAACGGAGGCUUUAUAAAUCACUAUAUUUGGAUUUAAAUUCCGUAUUAUAUUGCAAAUAAAGAUUUGCUAUGAAACAAAGAAAGAAACAAUUGACUAAUAAUAUUACGAAGAAUAAUCACUUAGUUUUAAGAAUUGAGUCAUCUUAUAAUUGCGAAAUAUUAUAUUAAGAUUGAUCCUAUGUUAUUAUGAUACAUGUUUUACUUUUAGUUAUAGUUAUAUUGAAAUGACACUGACAGACAUAUAUAAAUAUAU